Messenger RNA from Helianthus annuus (common sunflower), 1930 nucleotides. RefSeq names its product CBL-interacting serine/threonine-protein kinase 12. The transcript has a single exon. Gene Ontology annotation, molecular function: protein kinase activity; ATP binding. The record is from RefSeq and is a predicted model, not a curated record. NCBI's taxonomy places the organism in Eukaryota, Viridiplantae, Streptophyta, Magnoliopsida, Asterales, Asteraceae. The coding region runs from base 160 to 1581 and encodes 473 amino acids. Gene Ontology annotation, biological process: protein phosphorylation; signal transduction.
UGACACUCUGUUCCGAUUCCUCUUGCUCCAACCCGUAUUUAACACCUCCAUCAAAAUCAAACCCCCAAAAAAAUCUUCAUUUUCAAAUGUUCAACAAUCCCCAACAAACAAUCCCCAAAUUCCAUUCCCAAUUUCAAAUUCUCCAAACCCCACAACCCAAUGUCUUCAACCAAAUCUCCGAUCACCACCACCAGAAAAGACGGUCAAGGCCUCCUCCUCGGCCGCUUCGAGAUCGGAAAACUUCUGGGUCACGGCUCAUUCGCCAAAGUUUACCUCGCACGCAACCUCAAAUCCAACGAACAAGUCGCCAUUAAAGUCAUCGACAAAGAAAAAAUCCUCAAAACCGGCUUAAUCUCCCACAUCAAACGCGAGAUCUCCAUCCUCCGACGCGUCCGACACCCCAACAUCGUACAGCUGUACGAGGUUAUGGCCACCAAAACCAAAAUAUACUUCGUCAUGGAAUACGUUAAAGGCGGCGAGCUGUUCAACAAAGUCGCCAAAGGUAGGUUAAAAGAAGAUGUUGCUAGAAAGUAUUUCCAACAGCUAAUUUCUGCUGUUGGGUUUUGCCACUCACGUGGUGUGUUUCAUCGAGAUUUAAAACCCGAAAACAUCUUGUUAGACGAAUCGGGUGAUUUAAAAGUGUCCGAUUUCGGGUUGUCUGCGAUUAGUGAGCAGAUUAAAGGGGAUGGUUUGUUUCACACUUUUUGUGGGACGCCUGCUUAUGUUGCCCCAGAGGUUUUGGGGCGAAAAGGGUACGAAGCGUCGAAGGUGGAUAUUUGGUCGUGUGGGGUGAUUUUGUUUGUGUUAAUGGCGGGUUACUUGCCGUUUCAUGAUCAGAAUAUUAUGGUGAUGUAUAAGAAGAUUUAUCGAGGCGAGUUUAGGUGUCCGAGGUGGUUUUCGCCUGAGCUCGCGAGGUUGUGUAAACGGGUGCUGGAUACUACGCCAGAGACGAGGAUUACUAUUCCGGAGAUUAUGGAGAAUAAGUGGUUUAAGAAAGGGUUUAGGCGGGUUAGGUUUUAUUUCGAGGGUGAUAAGUUGUGUAGUCUGCAGGAUGGUGAUGAUCGGGUUAACGUUGAAGAUGAUGGGAUUGAUUAUUCGUCGGACCAGUCGUCGUAUUCCGAGUCAGAAAGUGAGAUGGAUAGUAGGAGAGGGUUGACAUUGCCGAGACCUGCGAGUUUGAAUGCGUUUGAUUUGAUUUCGUUCUCACGCGGGUUUAGUUUGUCCGGUUUGUUUGAAGAUGGGGUUGAGGAGUCGAGGUUUGUGUCACGUGCGCCGGUUUCUAACAUUAUUUCGAAACUUGAGGAGCUUGCGCAGGUGGUUAAGUUUUCCGUGAGGAAGAAGGAUUGCAGGGUCAGUUUGGAAGGGUCGAGAGAGGGGGUGAAAGGCCCGUUGACAAUAGCGGUGGAAAUAUUCGAAUUAACGCCGAUUUUAAGAGUGGUGGAAGUUAAGAAGAAAGCAGGGGAUAAAGGAGAAUAUGAUGAGUUUUUGGAACAGGAACUUAGACCGAGAUUACGUGAACUUAUGCAUAGUGAUCAAUCGGGUGAAUGUGAAUCGUCACAUCUACCUUCCGAUACUGAAUAAAUGACGAAAAAAGAAUUAAAAGGGUAUGAUUUGAUUCUUUUUUCUUAUAGUUUGUAAUGGUUUUGUUUGUAUGAUAUUGAUGGUGUUUAUCGUAAGUCAUGUUUUAUAUGCUUUGCAAAAGUGCUGAGUACUUGCUUGAUCAAAGUAUUGGAUACGCGGUUGUACCCUCGUGUUCUUGGUUGGUGAUCAUCAUGGUGUGUGCUUGACCAUAUGACUUACCUUAGUGUUCUUGGUUGGUGAUCAUGGUGACUACUUGACCAUAUGAUUGUAUACUGUAAAGGAACUAAAUGUUAUAUAAAGAUUACUCUGAUUUCAUAUCUAUCGAAGCUCUUUGAAUUGUUUAUGAUAA